Gossypium raimondii (Peruvian cotton) is the source of this 2120-nucleotide messenger RNA. Its product is annotated as phosphoinositide phospholipase C 2. Lineage: Eukaryota; Viridiplantae; Streptophyta; Magnoliopsida; Malvales; Malvaceae. Gene Ontology annotation, biological process: lipid metabolic process; phosphatidylinositol-mediated signaling. The coding region runs from base 103 to 1839 and encodes 578 amino acids. The record is from RefSeq and is a predicted model, not a curated record. Gene Ontology annotation, molecular function: phosphatidylinositol-4,5-bisphosphate phospholipase C activity. The transcript has 9 exons.
UGAUAAGCAUAACAACAAGAACAAACCUUGGCAGUUUAGGAACUUAAAAUCCAGACAGUGCAGAUUCGCAGGUUGUUUUCUGGGAAUUUUAGGGGAAACCCAAUGUCGAAACAAACAUACAAGGUGUGCUUUUGCUUCAGGAGGAGGUUUAGGGUUGCAGUGUCAGAGGCACCAGAGGAGAUCAAGCGGGUGUUUGAGCAGUACUCUGAGAAUGGGAUGAUGUCCAUUGAUGCACUCCACAGGUUCUUAGUUGAAUUCCAGAAAGAAGAUAAGGCUACCAGAGAAGAUGCUCAGAAAAUUGUUGAUAGUGUUAAGCAUUUUCAUAGAAAGGGUCUAAAUCUUGAAGGCUUUUUUAAGUAUCUCUUUGCUGAUAUCAAUCCUCCUCUGGCUUCUCUUGGGGUCCACCAUGAUAUGAAUGCUCCUUUGUCACAUUAUUUCAUACAUACCGGUCACAAUUCCUAUCUUACUGGGAAUCAACUCAGUAGUGACUGCAGCGAUGUCCCAAUCAUAAAUGCACUUAAGAGAGGUGUGAGAGUGAUAGAAUUAGAUAUAUGGCCAAAUUCCACGAAAGAUAAUGUCGAUGUUCUUCAUGGAAGGACUUUGACUACUCCGGUGGAACUCAUCAAGUGUUUGAGGUCUAUUAAGGAGUAUGCUUUUGUUGCGUCGGAAUACCCGGUUGUUAUAACACUAGAAGAUCAUCUUACCCCAGAUCUUCAGGCUAAAGUUGCUGAGAUGGUGACUCAAACCUUUGGAGACAUCCUGUUUUCACCUGGCUCGGAAUGCCUGAAGGAAUUCCCGUCUCCAGAAUCAUUGAAAGGACGCAUAAUCAUAUCUACUAAACCUCCAAAGGAAUACCUUGAGGCCAAAGAAGUUAAGGAAAAUGAGAACGAUCCAGAGAAGGUUAAGGCUAGUGAUGAAGAAGCUUGGGGAAAAGAAGUUCCGGACCUUCUCAAAGACGAUUACAAGAAUGACUUGGGUGAAGAAGAUGAGGAAGAUCUCGAUGACGAUGGAGAUAAGUCACAACAUGCUUUAGCACCGGAAUAUAAACGUUUAAUUGCUAUUCAUGCCGGAAAGCCAAAGGGAGGAUUAGAAGAGUGUCUAAGGGUGGAUCCCGAUAAAGUAAGACGUCUUAGCAUGAGUGAGCAACAACUUGAAAAAGCUGCGAUUACUCACGGAAAAGAAAUUGUCAGGUUUACACAGCGGAAUAUUCUUAGGGUAUAUCCGAGGGGUACACGUGUCGACUCUUCCAAUUACAACCCAUUAAUCGGAUGGAUGCAUGGAGCUCAAAUGGUCGCAUUUAAUAUGCAGGGUUAUGGAAGAUCUUUAUGGUUGAUGCAUGGAAUGUUGAAAGCCAACGGGGGAUGCGGAUACUUGAAAAAACCCGAUUUCCUAUUGAAUCCUAACAAAGUCUUUGAUCCAAAUGUCAAGUUACCGGUUAAAAAAAUUUUGAAGGUAACUAUGUAUAUGGGCGAAGGGUGGUAUUAUGAUUUUCAUCACACUCAUUUUGAUGCGUAUUCUCCUCCGGACUUUUAUGCAAGGGUGGGGAUUGCUGGAGUUCCGUUCGAUUCAGUGAUGAAGAAAACAAAGACAUUAGAAGACAAUUGGGUGCCUUGUUGGAACGAGGAAUUCGAAUUCUGUCUAACUGUCCCCGAACUGGCUCUACUUCGGGUAGAAGUGCAUGAAUACGACAUGUCUGAAAAGGAUGACUUUGGAGGCCAAACAUGCCUACCAAUUUCGGAGCUAAGAAGUGGUAUCCGAGCAGUUCCCCUCAACAGCCGCAAGGGCGAGAAAUACAGCUCUGUAAAGCUCCUCAUGCGCUUUGAAUUCUUCGACCCAUAGGCACCCGAAGUUGAGUUCUGGUCCAUACUUCCAAACCAACCUUCAAUCUGUUUGACGGGAUGUGAGCUUGUGUGCAGUUUUACCGUAUACGUUACAUGUUUGCUGCUUGUUUAUAUUACACGGACUUGGGGUGCGAUAUUUUUAAUUUUUUCCUUCUUUUUCUCGAAUUGCUUCUAUCAUUGCCGUGUGUAAUUAGCCAUGUUUGUAAUUAUGUCUCCGAAUCUUACCGUUUAUUGUUUAAUUAGCAAAUGAAAUAAUCCCGUAUUUGAAUGUUUUUCGAA